AUGUUGCUCAAUGUUAAAAAACAAAGUUUACAAAUAUUUUCAAAUGUUUGUGGCAAAAGAGAAGAGGUUGGGCUAAGGACAUCAACUGGUCGAUUCGAUGGAAACAGGAAGAACCGGCACCAUCUUGUGAGUGACUUUUAUUACUAUAUUUCAAAAAUCUCUGUUCUCUUCGUUCAUAUUUCCAUCUUCCUAAUCUCACCACCACUACCAUCCUCCUCUGGCUCGCCCCCUGACGUGUACGAACACAUCACGAUCGGAGUGACGGUGAGCACCGUGAAUCAGGAUCUGGUGGCGAAUGCACUCCAGGGUGGAUACAACAAUUCCCUGAUGGACAGCAUCUACAGAGGAAACUACAGCUUGAAAGUCCGAGCCAUCGACAGAUGUGAAGGAAUGUUGGGUAUGAGUGAAGCUCUCACAUUCAUCCUCAACAACUCUGUCGACGUCAUAUUCGGGGCAUAUUGUACUGCCAAUUGCAUCUCGACAGCACAAGCAGCCAACUACUACGACGUCGCAUACUUCCCACUGAACUGCUUCGAUCCGACACUCGACAAUUCAACCCUUUACUCAACUGCCCUCAGAUUUUUUGGCUCCGUCACGGCAUUCGGUGAAUCUUUCGCGGUGUACUUCCAACGGUACCAGUGGAAAAAUGUCGCCAUCCUGAGCGAUGGAAUGGACUUUUGCAAUUUCGCAUUAAAAUCAAUACAAAAUUUUCUGAGAGUUAAUUCGGUGAAGAUUGCCGAAAUUGUUCAAGUACCGCAAGUCGUUGUUCCGAAUGAUGUUUCCUAUUUGAUGAAGAUUCGUCGUUCGGCGAGAAUUAUAAUUUUUUGCCACACCAACUACACGGCCUUCCAGCAAAUCAUGUUCCAGGCACAAGAUUUUGGUAUGACCAAUCCAGCUCAAUACGUCUGGAUCACUUUCUUCAACAUUUACUUAGGAUUCCCCUUCAACAUUCUCCUCUAUCCCUGGCUUUCCACCAACUCAACACAGAGGGACAAUUACAGAAAACAGGCUUUUUACGCUCUCAAAAUUGUCAGUAUUCUUAAUGCAACUUUAUUCAUGAAGACAUGA
Messenger RNA from Helobdella robusta, 1068 nucleotides. RefSeq lists its product as hypothetical. Bases 1 to 1068 code for a protein of 355 amino acids. The transcript has 6 exons. NCBI's taxonomy places the organism in Eukaryota, Metazoa, Annelida, Clitellata, Rhynchobdellida, Glossiphoniidae. The record is from RefSeq and is a predicted model, not a curated record.